Messenger RNA from Myotis lucifugus (little brown bat), 1437 nucleotides. Its product is annotated as O-acetyl-ADP-ribose deacetylase MACROD1-like. The coding region runs from base 261 to 1238 and encodes 325 amino acids. Gene Ontology annotation, molecular function: ADP-ribosylglutamate-[protein] hydrolase activity. The transcript has 2 exons. Gene Ontology annotation, cellular component: nucleoplasm. NCBI's taxonomy places the organism in Eukaryota, Metazoa, Chordata, Mammalia, Chiroptera, Vespertilionidae. Gene Ontology annotation, biological process: purine nucleoside metabolic process; peptidyl-glutamate ADP-deribosylation; DNA damage response. The record is from RefSeq and is a predicted model, not a curated record.
AUGCCUGGGAUAAUUAUAGGAUAUAUGGAUGGGGACAUAAUGAACUCAGACCUAUUGCAAAGAAAGGACACUCUACUAAUAUAUUUGAGGUUACAGAUGGAAAAGUUCCCAUUGCUGUGUGGAUGCCACAAUGUGAGACAUUAGUGCAGUAAAAUCCAUUAUAUUUAAUGGUUAAUUAAAAUUAGAUCCCCUGCGGGCUGGCAUGCGCCACCUGGUACCGGAACUCCAAGUGGGCGGGACCCACUCCCGGCUGACCGCUCAUGUCUCUGCAGAGCCGAGUCCCUGGCCCCCUGGCACAGCUGUGUUUGGCGGGACAGCUGCUUAGUGCCCCACGCCCCUGGCCAGGCACCUCAGCCUGUGCCAAGUGGACCCGCAGCAGUGCAUGCGGUCGUCCGGCGUCCCCUGAUGCCAACGGGCCCCGCACGCGGACCCCAGUGGGAGUUGGGGCUUGGGAGGCGCUGGCGGUGGGGCGGAGAGCUGGGGUGUGCACCAGGGCCCCCCUGGCCUUGGCGGCGAAAGUGGACCCGAACACCUGCACCAACUGGAAGGAGGCAAAAUCCUUUCUGAAGGGCCUGAGUGACAGGCAGCGGGAGGAACAUUACUUCUGCCGGGACUUCGUCAGGCUGAAGAAGAUCCCGACCUGGAAGGAGACGGCGAAAGGGUUAACCCCGAAGGUGGAGGAGCCCAAGUACAAAAAGGACAAGCAUCUCAAUGAGAAGAUCUCCCUGUUCCGAGGUGAUAUCACCAAGCUGGAGGUGGACGCCAUUAUCAACGCCGCCAACAACUCCCUGCUGGGAGGCGGCGGUGUGGACGGCUGCAUUCACCGGGCCGCCGGGCCCCUCCUCACCGCGGAGUGCCGGACCCUGCAGCACUGCGAGACUGGGAAGGCCAAGAUCACCAGCGGCUAUAGGCUGCCGGCUAAGUAUGUCAUCCACACGGUGGGGCCCAUCGUCCGCGGAGCGCCCAGCGCCAGCCAGGCUGCCAAGCUCCGCAGCUGCUACCUGAGCAGCCUCGCCUUGCUGCUGGAGCACCAGCUCCGCUCCGCCGCACUCCCCUGCAUCUCCACCGGAGUGUUUGGCUACCCCAACGAGGCAGCUGCAGAGGUGGUGCUGGUCACUCUGCGCGAGUGGCUGGAGCAGCACAAGGACAAGGUGGACCGGCUGAUCAUCUGUGUGUUUCUGGAGAAGGACGAAGACAUCUACCUGCGGCGGCUCCCCCACUACUUCCCAGUGGCCUGACCAGGUCUGAGUUGCUGCACACCCUGACCUGGGGGAGUCGCCUGGGCUUGCUGGACCUUGCUCCCAGCUCUAAGAGGUCGCUGAAGCCUGCAGCUGGGCCUGGGCCUGGCCACCCCAUCCUGUCCCUCAGCCCCCUGCCCCUCAGCAGCCUCCUAAUAAAGACCACCCUUGUUGAAAUAAAUAAAUAUCCUCUCUUCAA